CUGCCAUUCCUAUUCAAACCUGCGGUCUUUCGUUAACUUCACAGGCGAUUUCCCUCACCACCACAGCCUAGAAUGGCAUCGAACGGAUUCCGGCCACUGGACGAGAAGUCUUUAGUGGAAUACAUAAAGGCCACACCUUCUCUCUCUUCAAAGCUGGGCAACAACCUCGAAGGCCUGCAAAUCAAAGAAGUGGGUGACGGAAAUCUCAACUUCGUCUUCAUAGUCAUCGGUCCCUCCGGUUCUGUUGUCAUCAAACAGGCUCUUCCUUACAUACGCUGUAUUGGGGAAUCAUGGCCAAUGACGAAGGAGCGUGCUUAUUUUGAAGCAUCAACACUAAAAGAACAUGGGCAUUUGUGCCCUGAUCAUGUUCCUGAAGUCUACCAUUUUGACCGAACUAUGUGUUUGAUUGGCAUGCGUUACAUUGAGCCUCCUCAUAUAAUCUUGCGAAAAGGGCUGAUUGCUGGAAUUGAGUACCCAUUCCUUGCGGAGCACAUAUCAGAAUAUAUGGCUAGGACUCUUUUCUACACAUCCCUUCUUUAUCGUUCCACUACAGAGCACAAACGGGCAGUUGCUGAAUAUUGUGGAAACGUGGAGUUGUGCAGGCUUACUGAGCAGGUUGUAUUUUCUGAUCCAUAUAAAGUGUCUCAAUACAACCACUGGACUUCUCCUUACCUCGACAGUGAUGCAGAGGCAGUUCGUACGGAUAACAUAUUAAAGCUUGAAGUUGCAGGAUUGAAGUCCAUGUUUUGUGAGAGAGCCCAAGCUCUUGUACAUGGUGAUCUCCAUACCGGUUCUGUCAUGGUUACACAUGAUUCAACUCAGGUCAUAGAUCCAGAAUUUGGUUUCUAUGGGCCGAUGGGAUUUGAUGUUGGAGCCUUUUUAGGAAACUUGAUAUUGGCUUACUUUGCACAAGAUGGACAUGCUGAUCAGGGGAAUGACCGAAAAGUGUAUAAAGAGUGGAUAUUGAAGACAAUAGUGGAGACUUGGAAUCUCUUUCACAAAAAAUUUAUUGUUCUGUGGGAUGAGCACAGGGAUGGCUCUGGUGAGGCAUAUCUUCCUGAUAUUUAUAACAAUCCAGAGCUUCAGCUGCUUGUAAAACAGAAAUACAUGAAAGAUCUGUUCCAUGACACUCUUGGAUUUGGUGCAGCCAAAAUGAUAAGGAGAAUUGUUGGGGUAGCUCAUGUUGAGGAUUUUGAAGCAAUCACCGAUGCAGCCAAACGAGCAGAUUGUGAGCGGCAGGCUCUUAGCUUUGCUAAAAUGCUUCUGAAGGAAAGGAGAAAAUUUGAGGCCAUUACUGAUGUUAUUUCUUCCAUCCAGCACCUCCAUUCAUGAUAAGGGCCGCUGUCAUGGUUAAGACAUGAGUUAUAUUGGAUGAUUUGACUAUUGCUCAAAGAGUUUCAGAUAACUUGAUGGUUGAUAUUGACUUUGACUAGGUAUGUUGCUUAUUGUUAUCUUGAAAUCUGCUAGGAUUUAAAUCUCAUCGUGCGGUUGUAUUGGAAUUUUCCAAAUCGUUCACCCUACGUUUUCUCUUUUUUCCAAUGUAUGGUUACAACUGCUCUCAGAUAAGUACGGAAAAUAAUCGGGGCAUGAUUUGUAACCCAACUUGAAUUCAAUAAUACAUGAAUGUCAAAAUGACCAAAUAUAGAAAAAAUACUAAAUAGUUUGGAUUAUUGUCGAUUUUAGCACGACAAACUCAUUUAAUUAACUGGUAUUGCACGAAGAACUUGUUCUUUUUUUUUUUUUUU
Ilex paraguariensis (yerba mate) is the source of this 1745-nucleotide messenger RNA. NCBI's taxonomy places the organism in Eukaryota, Viridiplantae, Streptophyta, Magnoliopsida, Aquifoliales, Aquifoliaceae. The record is from the annotation of a GenBank genome assembly.